AUGAUGGGCGAAUACGACGCGGCCUUCCCCGGCUACGGAUUUGCCCAGCAUAAGGGCUACGCCACCCGGCAACACCUCCAGCGAUUGCGGGAAUUUGGCCCCUGCGAUAUCCAUCGGCGUUCCUUCGCGCCCGUGGCACAGGCGCACCUUCCGCUACCGGAACAGUCCGCGCGAUUGCAUCUGGAGUCCAAGGGCUACCGGAUCGUUGCCACCAACUUCCGAACCCGCGCUGGCGAGAUCGACAUCGUUGCCCAGCAGGACGACGAGUUGGUGUUCGUGGAGGUGAAGACCAGGAGGGGAGAGUCAUUUGGCCGAGCUGACGAAUCCAUCACCCACGCCAGGGCCGAGCGCUUGGCGGAGGUUGCCGAGGAAUUCAUGCAGUCGCGAUCAGACGGCCAAUAUCACUCCGGUACUGCGUGGCGCAUCGACCUGGUCUGCCUGAACCUUGACUGGAGAGGCAAGCUCUUGUCCGUCAACCACAUUGAGCACGCUGUCAAGCUGUGA
Messenger RNA from Geodia barretti, 504 nucleotides. Lineage: Eukaryota; Metazoa; Porifera; Demospongiae; Tetractinellida; Geodiidae. The record is from the annotation of a GenBank genome assembly.